Penaeus indicus is the source of this 2879-nucleotide messenger RNA. Its product is annotated as acetylcholinesterase-like. NCBI's taxonomy places the organism in Eukaryota, Metazoa, Arthropoda, Malacostraca, Decapoda, Penaeidae. The transcript has 17 exons. The coding region runs from base 115 to 2577 and encodes 820 amino acids. The record is from RefSeq and is a predicted model, not a curated record. Gene Ontology annotation, molecular function: hydrolase activity.
GUUCCGGCGGCUCAUUCCGGCUGUGACACUCGCCAAAAGCAACAUCAACAGCAAAACCUUCAUACAGCAUCAAGCCGAUAACUGCAAUAUAGAAGCAAAGGAGAAGCAAUAAGCAUGGCGUUUCGCGUGUUUCUGGGCCUCCUGGCGCUGACCGCCGCGGCGUCGGCCUCCUCGGACCUCCAGGACAUCCUGCCGUCGGACGUCCCCAUCACCAUGAUGGAGAGACUCACCGACGACACAGCGGCUGCUCGGGGAGAGUAUAUUGAGCACACGACCUCCAUGGGCAUCGCGAAGGGCCGGCGAGAGACUUCCCUUGGUGUCCAACCGAUCAACAGCCACUUCUACUCCUUCAGAGGCAUCCCCUUCGCCGAACCUCCCGUGGGAGACCUGCGGUGGGCUGAGCCUGUGGACAAAAGAGGGGCGUGGCCCGGAGGCUUCUUAGACGCGACGAGGUUCCGCCCGUUCUGCCCGCAGUACGACACUGAGAGCAAGCGUGUCCUGGGCAAGGAGGACUGCCUUUAUCUCAACGUCUACACGCCUUAUCUGCCAGAAAAUAACCUGUCAAAACAUCUGAUACAAACGGCUUAUAAGUCGAUGAAUUAUGCUUCUAUUCAAACCUUUUUUGCACAUUUUAUUUUAUUGUCUAUACCUGUGAUACCCCUUCUAAGCAAAGGAGAAGCAAUAAGCAUGGCGUUUCGCGUGUUUCUGGGCCUCCUGGCGCUGACCGCCGCGGCGUCGGCCUCCUCGGACCUCCAGGACAUCCUGCCGUCGGACGUCCCCAUCACCAUGAUGGAGAGACUCACCGACGACACAGCGGCUGCUCGGGGAGAGUAUAUUGAGCACACGACCUCCAUGGGCAUCGCGAAGGGCCGGCGAGAGACUUCCCUUGGUGUCCAACCGAUCAACAGCCACUUUUACUCCUUCAGAGGCAUCCCCUUCGCCGAACCUCCCGUGGGAGACCUGCGGUGGGCUGAGCCUGUGGACAAAAGAGGGGCGUGGCCCGGAGGCUUCUUAGACGCGACGAGGUUCCGCCCGUUCUGCCCGCAGUACGACACUGAGAGCAAGCGUGUCCUGGGCAAGGAGGACUGCCUUUAUCUCAACGUCUACACGCCUUAUCUGCCAGGGUCAGAGACUGCAGGCAACAAGACAGGUCAGCUCCCUGUGUUCGUGUUCUUCCACGGCGGCGCCUUCCUCAGGGGCUCGUCCUCGGCGCACGGCCCCGCCAGGCUUCUCGCCCACGACGUCGUGGUCGUCACACUCAACUAUCGCAUCGGGGCGCUCGGAUUCCUCACGACAGAGGACGCGGAGCUCCCCGGCAACUACGGGAUGCUGGACCAGGUCUCGGCGCUCCGCUGGGUGCGCAACCACAUCGCUCAGUUCGGCGGCGAUUCUUCCAGGGUGACCAUCGGCGGAUUCUCUGCGGGUUCCGCGUCCGUCCACCUGCACAUGGCGUCGCCCCUUUCCAGAGGCCUCUUCCACGGCGGCCUCAUGAUGAGCGGCUCGGGGAACUGCGAGUGGGCCGUCAGGGGAAACCUCAGCGCCUUCGCCCGCCAGCUGGCAAGGAGCGUCGGAUGCCCCGUCGCCCCGGCGGCGCUGAUGAGGACCUGCCUCUCCACGAUUCCCAUGGAGGACCUCCUCACCGCGCAGGCCGCCAUGCAUAAAUUCGGGUUCUGGCCGCUGCCGUUCGUGCCGACGGUGGACGGGGGGCACCGCGCCCAGCCCUUCCUGCCGGGGAGCAUGUCCUCGCUGCCCCUCUCCCACGUGCCCGUCCUGCUCGGCUCAGUGCCCGACGAAGGCCUGCUCUUCGCUGCAGGUGUGCUGCUCAUGGCGAAGGAACCCGACAGCGCAGCCUCUGUGUACGAGGAAGCCGUUCCUUACGUGUUCAACGCCUGGCCCAACGAGCACGAAAUCCCGCUCAUGAGGUCGAUGGCCGAGGCUUUCUAUUUCACCGAGCGAGCCAAGGAAUCCCUCGAUGUUCUGCUUGAAGAGAUGUCUGAGGCUUUGACGGACUACGUGUUCGGGCAUUGUGUGUGGGACGAUGCAAUGCUGUUUGCCGAGAAUGGGAUGGAAGUGUACACUUACCUUAAUACUCACCGCGACAUAGACACCCCUACCUGGGCCACGCCCCUGUACGACCGCCUGCGGGAACUGGGCGUCCGGACACCGCUGCUGGAGACGGGCGUGUCCCACGGCGACGACAUGGUGCACCUCUUCGACUUCCCGUACGCCCUCGGCAAGUUUUCGGCGCGUGACGAGAUGGUGUCCACUUUCGUCACGACCACGUGGGCCAACUUCAUCACAAACGGGUCGCCCGUGAUAGGAGACACCAGCAAGCUCUCAUGGGCCAACCUCGACAGCUGGACGCCCUUGCAGCCUGAUCAACCCAUGAGCUAUUUCCGCAUUUCCGUCGAGCCGACCAUGGUGUCACGACCACACAAAGGAAAGGAAAGGAAUUUCUGGCAGCAAGUGGUGCCAAGCGUCUUCAGCCAGACGCACUCGGAAGCGGCAAGCAAAGGCGCGUGCCACAGGAGGGAGCAGUCGUCGUGCCCGGCUUCGCCCCGCCCUUUCGCCGAUUAAUGUGAACUAAUGCCCAUACGCCAAACGCAUACCCUUGCGGACAUACACACACACACCAACGCGUAUACACACUAGCACACAAACACCACUGACAUAUACGUACGAGCACACACACAACCAAGAUAAAGAAACAUGCUGUAAAUAUUCGCGUUGAUGUCGAAAUUAAGCAUUUGUAUAUAUUGUGAGGUUUUUUAUCGCAUUAAUUCUAGAAAAUAAGGUCUGAGUGUUUUUAAUAUUAUAUGAUCGUGAAAAUGAUUUUUGUACAAUAGCAUAUUUUUCUAAUAAAUAUUACCUAGCUAUAA